Episyrphus balteatus (marmalade hoverfly) is the source of this 3373-nucleotide messenger RNA. It is a transcript of the gene puc, whose product is annotated as dual specificity protein phosphatase 10. Gene Ontology annotation, cellular component: cytoplasm; cytosol. Lineage: Eukaryota; Metazoa; Arthropoda; Insecta; Diptera; Syrphidae. Bases 1246 to 2208 code for a protein of 320 amino acids. Gene Ontology annotation, biological process: negative regulation of MAPK cascade; protein dephosphorylation. Gene Ontology annotation, molecular function: MAP kinase tyrosine/serine/threonine phosphatase activity; protein tyrosine/threonine phosphatase activity. The record is from RefSeq and is a predicted model, not a curated record. The transcript has 4 exons.
CGCAAUCACAUCUAUAUAUUGAUUCGCUUUUUGCAUUAAAAAAUCCAACACAACUACCCUAUCUCUUUUCUAAUGUAAUUAUUUCUAACUUUAAAACAUUUUCUUCCACUGUUCCACGCACACACCCACCAUCCAACACUCACACACACCUUCUCUCUAAAGUAAGAACCAGAAUCUACUCGAAGGGGCAGCGCGCGGUAUGUUGUCCUCUCCUCAUCGUCGUCGUCGUCGUCGUUCGUGUUGUCGUGACGUGCAAAUCGGCAAAACUCGAACUCGAAGUCUCGAACUCGUCUCGGCCGCUCGCUGUCGCUGCCGCUACGAUUUUUUCAUUUUCAUAUUUCGUUUACUGCAACAGCAGCACUUGUGUGUCGACCGUAUUCGAGUGAACAAGUUUUCUACGGAGUGUGUUGUUUGCCUCACAAUAUUAUUAUUAUUUGAAUUUCCAUCCACUCCGUGUUUUGUCGUUCGUGUAUUGUGUUUAACUUGGCAACACUACUAAAAUAAAUUCAUAACGACACGACGUAACCGCAAAAGAAAAAAAUAUAUAAAAAUUAAAACAAAAAAUUUUACAACUUACCUCCAGUCUUUUUUGAGAGAGAGAAUUGAAUGCUUAUUUCAUGUUCAUUAAACUACGUUGUGUGCUCUCAAACAAACGUUGUAUAACAAAUUAAUAAAAUAAUUUUCAAUUGAUUUUAAAGAGAAAAUCUAACUAAAUUUUUAUUUUAACGUGGCCCCCGCCAAGUUCCCUCUCUCCUCGCGCAAUCAGAAAAAAAAAAGAAAAUUAUACCCAAAACAAAACCAGAAGUGCCUGCACAUAGUUUUGCCUUUGCAACGAUUUCACCUCAAUUUUGUACUGUGUGUAAAACUGCAGCUUAGAAACUUAAAACUAGCCCGCCUUCCGCUCGCCGCCGCACCAAGUUUUUUUUUAAACAAACAACAAAAAAACCAAAACCAUUUUUAGUGGAUUUUCUUGUAAGAAUUCCAAAUUCAAUAGAAAGAAAAAAAUCUUGAAUAUUGUAAUAUCAAUCAUCGUGUAAAUCGAGUCUAACCACCAACACAAAUGCCAUUCGACUCGUACAACAAGUGCCAGUGUCAUUGUGGUAGUGUGCAUAACUAAAAAGGUUUUUUUUUUAGUUUAAAUUAAAACUAAAAAAAAAAAAAAAGUUGAAUAAAACCAACAUAAAACAUAAAAUAUUUAAGGAACACAAAAUCACUGCUUGCUUCGCUGUGACUCAUAAAAGUGAAAUGAAAAUGAGGAUUAAACGAGAAUCGCCUUGCCUAGUUCUCAGGUUUAGGCCUGUUAGCAUAAUUCCUACCCAUAAGGACUACAACAGUAAUAAACGUCAGUCGACGAGUUCAAAUGAAGAAGAAGCCUCCGGUAGCCGGGUACCCCCUUUAAUGAGGAGUUGCUCUAGUCCAGCCAUAUACGACAUUGAGACUCAUCCUGCGUCACCCGUAUUCCCGCACCUGCUCCUCGGUAAUGGAAAGGACGCAGAUAAUCCUGAAGGUGUUGGCGCAAAUUGGGUAUUGAAUGUUACCUGCCAAGCACCAAGUACAAGCCCGCAACCGGGAAUGAAAUAUAAGCAAAUACCUGCCAGUGACACGCCCCAUCAGAACAUCAAACAGUACUUCCAAGAGGCGUAUGAUUUCAUCGAAGAAGCACGAUCAAAAGGUUCAACUGUCCUCCUCCAUUGUCAUGCGGGUAUUUCACGUAGUGCAACAAUUGCUAUCGCCUAUGCCAUGCGUUACAAAUCCUUGUCUCUUAUCGAAGCCUAUAAACUUGUUAAAGGCGCUCGACCAAUUAUAUCACCCAAUCUUAAUUUCAUGGGUCAAUUAUUAGAACUUGAACAAAGUUUACGUGCAGCUGGUGUAUUAGAGCCAUUAAGUCCAACAACAAAUCCAACAACUAGUCAAAGUGCCCCAACGUCUGACAAUGAAAUGGAAGAAAGUGACGCAGAGGAAACAUUGCAAUGUCCUCGGUUAUCAUUUUUAACCUUUGAUUCAGAUAGUUCAUCAUCAACGUCAUCUGGAAUUGCCGAAACAGUUGAAUCGGUACCAAGUUCUACAACAACCUCCUCAGUGUCAUCAUCAUGUUCGUCAUCGCCAGUAUCAACAACGGUGCCGAGUAUAUUUUCCACCAAUAAUAAUACAGUGGUUGGAGAUCAGUGUAAUGCUCCUCCAAUAUUGAUGUCCUUAGCGAACAAUUAAUUGAUGAUGAAAGAGACAUCAGAAUGAGAGUAUAUAUUAGAGAAGCGUAAACAGAGACAGAGACAAAACAUAUUUUACUAUGAUGGUUGUCCUACACCGGAGAGACCAAUGCAAACAUUGUUCUAGAAACAUAAAGUUGCUAGAUUAUAUUAAUUUUAAGUUCGAUAAAUUUUUAAAAUGAAAGAAAGAGAAAAAAGAAACAAAUGUGUUUAGUAUGUGAAUAUCUUAUUUCGUUUUUGUAAAAUAGAUUAAUUUUUGUUGUUGUAUAAAUGAGAAAUAUCCCAAAACCCCUCCUUUCCCCCCUCCUUUUCCCCUUCUUAAAUUAACCUAAAAAAAAAACUCUUGUAACUAAAUGAGACAAUACAUAAAAAAAAAAUAAUGAUGAGCGAUGAAAUUCUUGUGCAUAGUUUGUAGUUUAUAUAUAAAAUAAUCAUACAUAUAUAUAUUUUUAAUUUAUUGAAUUAUAAAGUAAAUCCUUAUUAUUUUUGCGAUUGUUUCUUUUAGUAGUAUAGUAGAAUAGGAAAUUUUGAAAAAAAAAAAAUUAAAAACAAAAAAAUAUUGAUCUAGGUACUUAACUACAAUUUUUCAAAAUUAAAAGAAAAAUAUUUUUCUAAAUUGCAUAUGAAAAAAAAAAAAAACAGAAUUCAGAGAUUAAAAAAAAAGAGUUUUAUACUUUUUUUUACCAGAAACUAACACUGGCCUUAAAUGAAACUGCAGACAUAACCAUAUAUAAACUAAAUUAUAUAUAUAUAUAUAUUGCAAAAAAUAAAAAUAAAUAUUAUUAUUCUACUGUAGACCUAAUAAUACAUACAUAUUUAUAAAAGUGAGAAGAAAAAAAACACGCUGAUGUUUGUGUAAAUUAUUUAUAUUAUAAAACUGUUUUAAGUUUUAAACAAUUUCAUAACUUAUUUUCAUGCUAUAUAAAAACAAAAACAAAUGCUAAAUUAAUGCAAUUUAAAAAAUGGUUAACUAUUAUAAACAAAACAAAAAAAAAAAUCAUUAAAAUUUAAGGUUUCUACACACAAUUUUGAAAAUAAAUUUAUAAAAAUCAAGAAUAAUAAAAAAAAAAUACGAGUACCUUUUUCAAAAUAUACGAGUAGAACAUACAAUUAUAAGUGAUGAAUCAGAAAAAUAAUAUAAGAAUAAAUAUAAAAAAAAUAAAAAA